Hippopotamus amphibius kiboko is the source of this 1236-nucleotide messenger RNA. It is a transcript of the gene SPATA31F3, whose product is annotated as SPATA31 subfamily F member 3. The record is from RefSeq and is a predicted model, not a curated record. Lineage: Eukaryota; Metazoa; Chordata; Mammalia; Artiodactyla; Hippopotamidae. Bases 1 to 1236 code for a protein of 411 amino acids. The transcript is spliced from 5 exons.
AUGUUGAGCCCUACCUUUAUUCUGUGGGAUGUUGGUUAUCCCUUUUACACUUAUGGCUCCAUCAUCAUUAUUGCAUUAAUUAUUUGGCAAGUGAGAAAGGAUCACCAAGAUUUAAAGUUGAGGCCUAACAGGAGCUGCUGCCGGUGUCACCGGAAAGUCAAACAAAGGGCUAAAGAUAAAACAUCAAGAGCUAGGAGGCUUUCCCGGAAAGAAGCUGAGAAGCCGUGGGAGCUGCUCUCUAUCAUGAGAAGCCAGGGCUGGCUUCCUGAGGAGGGGAGUGUGCGGCGGCUCCUGUGUGCAGAUCCCUGCUGCCAGACCUGCAAUGCUGUGGCUCUGGAGAUUCAGCAGCUGCUAUCGGGUGAGACCACAUUCACUACCCCUACUUCAUCGGGGCCAUUGCAGGGCUCCUCUUGCCUGGAGGUUUUGUCCACGUCUAGUUUCUCUUUUGAGCCGAGUCAGGAUUCCCUGCACUCCAAAGAGCUUUCCCUUCCAUCAGCAACCCACAUAGGGUCACAACUAACAAGUCAGAAGUCCUUAACCCAGUUAACUGCCAAAUCAGCCAUCAAGUCAGCCAUCAAGUCAGCCACCAAGUCCGCCAGUGCAGUCAGCAUCCGCGAAUACUGGGCUGACCACUGGCAGCUAAGGCAGGAAUGUCAAGGGCCAGAGGUGCCCUGGGACGCCAGAGCUCUGUCUUCUUCAAGCCUUGAAGAGCCUAGGAUUCCUGUGAACAAGCAAGACAAGGAGAAGAAGAACUCCGAAUGUGUUCCAGAGAAACGAGAAGCUGCAGAAGCUGGCUUGGGAAAAAAGAUGAAGCACUUUACACACUGGAUUAACCCCGAGGUGAAAGGUCAAGGGCAUAAGGAAUCCAUUGUCUCUAAGGAUGAGAAAGUGGCCAAAACCAAGACAAAAAAUGUUGAGAAGAGUCCGCCUCCCAGCAAACGCCAUAUGAAGGGAGCUAAGUCGGAGAAGGAGGAGGAGUGCGGGGCCUUCUUUGAUGCCCUCCAGUGCCUAGACAAUGAGUUCCAGCAACGGUCCCUUCAGUCCAGCCAGUCCCGGUUCCUGCGCCUUUCCUGCAACAGCUCCAAGCACUGUCCUCAGCUGACUUGGGCCACUCAUCCAGAAAAUCCAUCCCAUGUCUCAGCUCUCACCUCAGCAGAAGGCAUGCGUCUGUACAAGGAGAACACCCAGUCCAGGAAAAAGGAGUUCAUAGGUCCCCACACUUCUGCGUCCUCCUGA